Molecule: messenger RNA, 306 nt
Organism: Cordyceps militaris CM01
Lineage: Eukaryota; Fungi; Ascomycota; Sordariomycetes; Hypocreales; Cordycipitaceae
Product: Transcription factor Pcc1
Exons: 2
Coding region: 1-306 (101 amino acids)
Cellular component (GO): EKC/KEOPS complex
Source: RefSeq, a predicted model, not a curated record
AUGAUGGCUGCGACAGACGCUGCGUUUCCCUGCUCCAUCGAGCUGCAGGUUCCCUUCCCCACCGAGCGCCUGGCCUCGACGGCGCUGCAGGCCAUUGGCGUCGACCCGGAGCUAUCGCCGCUCGUCCGUCGGUCGUUGUCCGUCGCGCGGGAUGACCCGCGGGUGCUGCACGUCGACUACCGCGCCACGACGAACCGCAUGCUCCGCGUGGCCGUCAACUCCUUCAUGGACAGCCUGCAGCUCGUCGUGGGUGUCAUGGAGCAGCUGGACGAGAUCCCGUCUUUCGCGCCGCCCGCCCCGAAUUGA